Messenger RNA from Teleopsis dalmanni, 950 nucleotides. RefSeq lists its product as uncharacterized. The coding region runs from base 304 to 927 and encodes 207 amino acids. The transcript has a single exon. The record is from RefSeq and is a predicted model, not a curated record. Gene Ontology annotation, molecular function: DNA binding. Lineage: Eukaryota; Metazoa; Arthropoda; Insecta; Diptera; Diopsidae. Gene Ontology annotation, biological process: nucleosome assembly. Gene Ontology annotation, cellular component: nucleosome.
UUCAUUUUAGUGGUUACAAUUCAAUUUAUUUAAAUUUUAAAAUUGCAUAUAUGUCAAAUAUGAUGAGUUAAAUUUCAUCUUCACUUCUUCUGUUUGUGAAGAAUUGAUACUAUUGACAUUUGAAGUGUAGCGCGAGCUAAUGCAGAACCGUUACAUUUUUAACAAUUUCUUUUGUUUUUUAACGCUAUUUUUCCAAACUUUUGCAAAAAGCAAAGAGAAUUCAAAAAGUUCACGACAGCAUUGAUCAGUCUUGAAUUGCAUUCUUAAUUGUCCAACGCAAAUUAAUUUAACUAAAAAAUAAAAAUGAAAACUACACGCGAUAUGUUAAUCGAGUCGUUACAAGAAUUAUACUCCAGGCAAGGGGUAUCUCUUGUAAAACUAAAACGACAUAUUGCUGAAAAAUAUGAGAUCACGCUGUCUCCAAUUAGAAUAACACUGAUUAAAAAAUUUGUAAAAGCGUGGAUAACUACUGGACAAGUAGUAAAUGUUACGGGCCGAGGUUUAGUGGGUAAAUUUAAAUUGAAGAAGAAAAAUUUCGUACCAAUAGACAGUACAGUUACCCAAAAUACGACGCGUUCCUCGGGCUUGUCACGUGAGCCAAAUCAUUCCAGCACACCAAUAAGUGUGAAUGCUCCGCCGGCUGUACCAUUGGCACCUGGUCCGAGCAAAAGGCGUUUAUUUACAAAUAUAGUUCAUGCUACUGAUACUGAUACGCCUACAACUUCAAUAGAACGUGCUCGGCAGCAUAACAGUGAUGAAUGGUUUGUGUCUAUUAACGCUGCCACGCAAACUAGAAAUUCUGAACUAGAUGCGAGUGAAAUUCUUACGCCAAUUCCUACAACAUUACCACAAGCACCAGCACCAGCACCAGCACCAGCACCAUCAGUUCACCCAAUGUUGACCAGAAGUUCUAGAAAACGCAAGUAAGCUUUUGGUAGCAAUUAAGUUUA